This is a messenger RNA of Pyrenophora tritici-repentis Pt-1C-BFP, 648 nucleotides long. RefSeq names its product putative histone acetyltransferase type b catalytic subunit protein. Gene Ontology annotation, cellular component: nucleus. Gene Ontology annotation, molecular function: phosphoribosylglycinamide formyltransferase activity; histone H4 acetyltransferase activity. Gene Ontology annotation, biological process: 'de novo' IMP biosynthetic process; subtelomeric heterochromatin formation. NCBI's taxonomy places the organism in Eukaryota, Fungi, Ascomycota, Dothideomycetes, Pleosporales, Pleosporaceae. The record is from RefSeq and is a predicted model, not a curated record.
AUGGCAAACCGCCAAUUCAACAUCGCAGUGCUCAUCUCAGGCAACGGCUCCAACCUCCAAGCCCUCAUCGACGCAUGCGCAUCCGGCGCGCUGCCAAACACACGCAUAACGCAUGUGAUAUCAAAUCGCAAAGCCGCCUACGGACUCGAGCGCGCAGCCAAAGCCUCAAUACCAACAACCUACCACAACCUCGUGCCCUAUAAAAAACAACACCCGUCCGACAUCGACCUCGCACGCCAACAAUACGACGCCGACCUCGCCAAAAUCAUCCUCGAAUCUACACCCCGACCCGACCUCAUCGUCUGCGCUGGCUGGAUGCACAUCGUCACACCCGCAUUUCUCACGCCCAUCGCCGCCGCCGGCAUCAAGAUAAUAAACUUGCACCCUGCGUUACCGGGAGAGUUUGCGGGCGCGGGCGCGAUUGAGAGGGCGUGGAAGGCGGGGCAAGAGGAGGGGUUGAAGAGGACGGGGGUUAUGAUUCAUGAGGUUAUUGCGGAAGUGGAUGCUGGGGACGCGGUUGUUACACAGGAGGUUGAGUUGAGGGAGGGGGAGGCGUUGGAGGCGUUGGAGGAGAGGAUUCAUGAGGUGGAGCAUGGGUUGAUUGUUGAGGGGACGAGGAGGGUGUUGGGGAGGAUUGGGGGGUUGUGA